Molecule: messenger RNA, 5856 nt
Organism: Paralichthys olivaceus (Japanese flounder)
Lineage: Eukaryota; Metazoa; Chordata; Actinopteri; Pleuronectiformes; Paralichthyidae
Gene: dgke
Product: diacylglycerol kinase, epsilon
Molecular function (GO): ATP-dependent diacylglycerol kinase activity
Source: RefSeq, a predicted model, not a curated record
AGAAGAAUAUAACUACAUGUUUUAAGGAGCUGCAGCAAACGUGUUAUUCACAGUAUAACAUGGAGGACGCUACCAACCAAGAGAAGAGGCUUACACUGGUAAAAAACAGAAACCAGUGUGGCCCUGAUGUCCCUCAGGGGUUUUAAUCUGAACACAGAGAGUCAGAACUUGGUUUUUAUUUCCCAUGAAUCAUCAUGACUCCUCAGAUGGACCUCAGCGAAGUAAAGGAAUCAGAGCAGGGGCUGUAGUCACGUGGGUUCACUGCUGUGCGGAUGUGCCUGUCCUCUGUGUGGCCACCCAUCUCGACGUGUAAACACUCUCUGAAGAAGCUACGUUAGCGAGUAGCUCCUGUGUUCAGCUCCACGUCGUCUCCUCUGCGCACCGAGCAUCAGCCCUCAGUGUCCUGCAGGUGUGUGUCAACAUGGAGGAGCCGUGCUGUGCGUCCUGUGUGCGGCCGCUGGUGUCUACAGAGCCCUCCUCCUCCUCAUCCUCCCCUUCCUCCUCCUCACAGCUCUCCUCUCGUUAGCAUCCUCACCGUACAGCAGCAGCGAUGCACAGGGAGGGCGACGAGGCGCAGGAAGACUGCGGCUCCCGGGAGGAGUGGACGCUGCUCUUCUGGACCUCUCUGGCCGUCAUCGUCCCGGUCGUCAUCACGCUGUGGUGCAGCGCCCAGCGCUCCAAGCGGAAGACGCACAUGAAGGAUUUCUUCCGCAAGAGCAAGCACGGCUGGCACUACACCGACCUGUUCACCAAGCCCACCUACUGCUGCGUCUGCUCCCAGCACAUCCUGCACGGGGCUUUCUGCGACUCCUGCGGCGUGUGCGCCGACGAGCAGUGCCUGCGCCGGGCCGACCGGAGCCUGUCCUGCAAGGAGAUCAUGGGCCCCUGCGUCCCCGACGGAGCCAUGGAGCACCGCUGGGUGCGCGGAAAUGUGCCCCUCGCGAGUUACUGUGCUGCGUGCAAGCAGCAGUGUGGAACCCAGCCGAAGCUCUGCGACCUCAGGUGUGUGUGGUGUCAGACCACGGUGCACGACGACUGCAUGGACAGCCUGGUGGAUGCAGACCUGUGUGACCUGGGCGAGUUUCACAGCCUGAUCAUCCCUCCUCACUACCUCUACCAUGUCAACAAACUCCGCCGCAGGCACCCGGACGAGUACAGCAAGCUGGCGUCUUCCUGCGGCAGUGGCUGGACUCCAGUGUUGGUCUUGGCUAACACACGUAGCGGUAACAACAUGGGGGAAGCUCUGCUGGGAGAAUUUCGCUCCAUCCUUAACCCAGUGCAGGUGUUUGACCUCUCUGAGCUGUCUCCUUCGAAAGCCCUCCAGUUGUGCACCCUGCUGCCCCCUGGCAGCGUGCGGGUGCUGGUGUGUGGAGGUGAUGGCACGGUGGGCUGGGUGCUGGAUGCCAUCGAUACCAUGAAGCUAAAGGGCCAAGACCAGUUUAUCCCAAGGGUGACCAUCCUGCCACUGGGGACAGGAAAUGACCUUUCCAACACUCUGGGCUGGGGCGCUGGUUAUGCUGGAGAGAUCCCUGUGGAACAGGUUCUCCGUAACAUCCUUGAUGCGGAGGUGGUCAAAAUGGACAGAUGGAAAGUGCAGGUGGCUUCAAAAGGCCUCUACUUUCGUAAACCUAAGGUUCUGUCCAUGAACAACUACUUCUCAGUGGGACCCGACGCUCUGAUGGCUCUAAACUUUCACACACACCGAGAGAAAACGCCCUCCUUCUUCUCCAGCCGCAUCAUCAACAAGGCUGUAUAUUUCCUGUAUGGCACCAAAGACUGUUUAGUGCAGGAAUGUAAGGAUCUGGAUAAGAGGAUUGAGUUGGAGUUGGAUGGGGAGAGGGUGCCGCUGCCCAGUCUGGAGGGCAUCAUCGUCUGUAACAUUGGCUACUGGGGUGGGGGCUGCAGACUCUGGGAGGGUAUGGGGGAUGAACCGUGCCCCCCUACAAGACUGGAUGAUGGCCUGCUGGAGGUGGUGGGCGUGUUUGGCUCCUUCCACUGUGCUCAGAUCCAGGUCAAGCUGGCCAACCCUGUGCGGCUGGGACAAGCCCACACUGUCAGGCUGGUUCUCAAGAGCUCCAAGAUGCCCAUGCAGGUGGAUGGAGAGCCAUGGGCCCAGGGCCCCUGCACCAUCACCAUCACCCAUAAGACCCAAGCUCUCAUGCUGUAUCACAGCGGCGAGCAGACGGACGAUGACGACGACGAAUCUAGCUCCUCCGAGGCAGAGAGCCCCACCCCUCACGACUCGCCCCGGCCUCCGGGGCCAGCCUCCGCUCGUGCAUGACCCACACCGAACAUCACGUGAUCUGAAGCUCUUCUUAUUUUAAGUUUUUGUCUUCUGUCUUCAGCCCAGUUUCUAUUAAUCCAUCUUCUCCAAGGGCACUUACUUGUCCCCCUCUAAGAUCUUAAAAGCUUUAUCCUCAAGUCAUGUUGAUGAGAAUAGAUGUUGUAAGUUUCCUGUGUCGUCAUUUCAGAUCUUUUCAGAGAGAUUGCAGGGUUUAGAAAGAUUUGUUUGUACAUGGGCCUGUGUGAGUGGUUUUCCAGUCUUUUCCAUCCACACUCCACUUAUCCUAUAACCCAGAGCUCAGGCAGUUCCUCUCCACAGGGGCAGUCAGGAGGAGGUGAAUGUUACGGAGUAAUAUUGCCAUUUAUUUGCACUGAUCCCUUGUGCCAUAGAUAUGUAUAGUCAGCUAUACUCUAUUUAUUAUACAGUAUUUACCAUUGAAUGCCCAGUGCAGUACUGCAGGUAUCAGUGAGCCGUUUUUAACAACUUAUCCAGGUUGAAUUGACAAAUCCCCCUCAAAGCCAUGUGGAAUUCAUCAGCAGGUGAUGGUAAACAGCAGUACUGUUACGUGGAGGUUUUGCUGGAGUUAGCCUACAUGCAAGUUAUUGUACAUUAAUCAUAAUUUGUUACACAAAUAAGCACAAACAACACACAGAUAUUCUACAUGCACAUGAUCAGUGUUCCAGUGGGUGAUGAGAUUAAACUUCACAAAACUUCUGUUAAAUUCUACAGAUGGUCAAUGUUUUUUUAGUGUCUCCUGCAUUUGCCACCUAGGGUAAGGCUUUGAAAUGUGUCUGCAGGAUAAAACGUUUUUUAAAUCUGGAGCAAUGGCUCUGUUCCACCCGUAAUGGGUCAAUCACUGGACAUCCACCUUAGUUUGUUUACUUCAUGAUGCACUGUCUCAAGUAGCUCUCACCAAACUGCUGGAUUACACUUCAGUUUUCAAACUAUAUCUCGCUUUCCUGUAAGAGCCACAGCAAACAGGCCCUUGUUGGGGUUUAAUUUGAAAGUACUGCCAAGUAACUACUGUUCAGAGGAUCCUCUUAGCCUCCAUGUAAAAGCUUCUCCGCCUGUUGACAAACUGUAUUUUAUGUUUUUGCACUGACUUUACACUGCUUAGAACGUAGGCACAUACACAAAACCAUACUGCUGACCUUAUGUUGCUGCCGAUAGUGAUAACUGCUGAUGAGAUUAUGCUGUGUCAUGUUGUCUUACAUUAUCCAAGUCGCACUCUUGUAUUUCGUUAUUUGUGUUUUACAGAAUAGUCACCACAAGGUAGUGGAUUGUUUCAGCAUUUUUUGUAGAGCGGUGGAGUAGAGUUGAGUCUUAGAAUCAAACCUUGACACUUCACUAUUAUUAUGCUGUUUGUAGGGCUGCACAAUAUAUCUCAAAUUUACUGUCAUCGCAAUAUCAACAUGCGCGAUAUGCGUAUCGCAAAAGACUGCUUGAACUGUGAGCAGAGGGAGGGUCAGUAAAUCACUGACAGAGCUGGUAAAAAAUGUUUUUUAUGGUCCAAAUAUGUAUGAAAAGACAGGGAUCAUCCCUGUAAGUGGACUUAGUGGUGCUGUGCAUGGCUGUGGCCAGGCUACGGUAUGGUAAUAUUAAUGCUUUGAAUCUUUUUCAGUGUCUGCAUAGGCUACUCACUUUAUGAGGUCUGUGUCAGCAGCGAACACAAAGCAGAAAGACUUAAACAUGCAUUUGUUUAUUUAUUGCAAGUCAUAUUGUGCAGCCCUACUUGUUUUACUUCUCUGUGUUGUUCGUAUGACAAAGCUCUACUUGUUAAGUUUUAUUGUUUGCAUUUGUCCUGUAUUCCACAUAAUGUGUUUCGGUUUGUAAAACAGCCGUCCUGUAAGGAAAAUAAUUUUGCCAUUCAAGGUGAUCCUGUGUUUUGCAGAAUGCCUGUUGCUCACAGCCAUAUGAGGAAUGUUUCAGUGUAAUGUUGGUUUGUGUUUCUGAGGAACCUGGAGCCAACCUGCUGCUCAUUAGGCUGAACAGGGAUCAGUUAUUAGCCGCGUGAUGCCUAUGCUUUUAGAAUAUGCACCUCUUAAACAGGUAACCAAGUCCCGGUGUCAUCACCCUCAGUUUGUUUGGUGAAUGUCUUCUCGCUCACAGACACCAGUUUCACCUCUUACCUGAUCAUCCAUGUUUACCAGAUGUGUUUGUGAUGUGUUAUGUUGAAUUGAAUUUGCUUAAAUGUAACUGAGGUUUGUUGGCAGGUUAUUAGCCACACCAGCAGCAUGGCUCGAACUGAAAACACUGUUUUAGAGUGAAAUAUCUCAAUAACUGCAGAACCACGUGUAAGCACCAAUAUUUAUACUCAAAUGCAAACAAUCUGCAUGUAAGUAUAGAUAAUGGUGGUCCUUGGAAAUUGAAUCCUUUUGGUGUUGUUGAUCCUGAGAAUUAGUUUUGCUUUUCAAACUCUUAGGUUCACGAUCCUCAAAUUUUCUCAGUGUCAGCUGUAGUGUGACACUGAUGCUAGAUAGCAUACUAACAAUGCAAAAUAUUAGCGUAGUACAUCCUUACUUUGCACAUGUCACAUGACAGCAACACGCUAACUGUCCAGCUUUCAGCUCAAAUCAGAGUUGGGCCCAAAUACAGUGGUUCAUAAUGUACAGCUUAAAAUUGCUCAAAUAAUUUGUUUGUUUGUAAUGUGAAGUGGGUUGUAAUGGUUAUUAACCUGGAUAGAAUUAUCCCUAACUUUGCAGUUCCCUCAGAUUUACAGAGAGCUUUAUUAUCUUUCCCACAACUUAGCUGCUUUGGUUAAAUCUCACUACUCUUUAUAAUCUUUGUUUCCAGCUGUUACCGCUGUACAUGCUUUAAGUAAUAACAUGGCCUCCCUGGCACUGGCAGAAUUUAUAGCAGCUACAUCAACAGCACCAUCCAACAAAUGUGUUUUCUGAUCCGUAAUGACGACAAUGGUUGCUAGUGUGGCUAAUAACUGUCUGUUUGAUAUUAUUUGUUAAACCUUAUUGGCAGAUAACAUUUUCUAUUUUUGUAGACUCAAUUUGGCAAAACUCUGUGGGCUUCUGCAUUCAAAAUUCAGUUUAUACUCACAUUUUACUUGGUUGUGCAUAUAUCAACAUGUGUUCAUUAUUAUUAAAAACUUUGUGUAUGAUUUAGGGGGAUCUAUUAGCAGAAAUGAAAUAUGACAUUAACAACUAUGUUUUCUGAAGUGUAAAAAAAUUGUUGCCUAUGCCCUCACCAAUAGAUGCCACUAAAUCCUGCUCAACGAACCUUUAAUAUAUUUGAAUGUUUACUUUGUUACUGUUAAAUAUCUAAAAUAAGAGAAUCUACAGGCUGAUGAGAAUGUGUAGAAAACAUUUCAUGAUUUCAUGUGUUCUAUGACAUGGCCUCAUGAAGAGUAACGUGACCUCUACUAAACACAAAUGAAAGUCCAGAGACAGUGUCUGGGAAAUGAGACGCUUUUAUUGCUAACAAUCAUGUAAAUCAUAGAUGUUUACAAAGAUGGUAUAAGAGCGUUUACUGAAUUUGCUCAAUCACAGAUUUUGAACUGAAUGUAAUGAAGCAGUCUUUUGAGUUUGAAGACAUUCCCAUAAAUAUUUUCAUAUAUAAGC